AUGACAUCAUAAAACGCCACAGGAAAGAGCAAACCAAUGCCAGCGCUGUUGGGGACAGGCAAAGGCAGCAGGUCAAGAACAGGAAUUCAUCACACGGGUAUGGGCGGCCCCGUUUCCGCACCUGGAUGCAGAGGAAUUUGCAAGGACCUAACCGUUUUAGAAGAGGGUUUGGACAACAACAAUACAAUCGGAGACAAUUCAAGAAUACUGUGCCCGGUCCCAGGAGAAGAGCAGCUGCCACGUUAAAUGGAGUGAGCCCUUUAAAUCGCCAGGCAUUGGCUCAGGAGGGCAACAAGAACAAUGAUGCCUUCACCAAAAGCAGUAGUGGGCAGCCAGAGGGACGGCAACGGCCACCCCCAGGCCCCAAGAGAUUCAGAGCAGCUGCUGCCAGCACCCACCCCUCAGGGAGAAGGCCUUUCUUGCUAAACAGGGGACCAGCCUUCCAGCAGAAGCGGAUGCAGCAGCGUUUCUCCAAAGCCAACUUCCAGAGAGGGCAGAUGGAUCGUAAUGGAGAAGGGAAACCACCAAGGAUGAGAAGGUGGCAAGUGAAACCCAGCCCUGGAGCAGUUCUGACAGUUUCUGUGGCUAAUCCCCAGGCAGGCCAGACUGGCGUGCCUGGAUCCAAGCGGCCGUUCCUGCGAAGCCAGAGGCCCUUGCCACGGGUGGCCAAGCCCCAGCCCAAGGGAGUGCUCCUGAGAUUCAAUUUCCGCGCGAUGGCCAACCAGACCAGCCUGACGCUGGAUGAGAGGUUCUCUGGUCUGAGGAAUAAGAGGCGCUUUACAGCAGCCAGGAGUGCCGGUCGGACGGUCACCAUGCCUUAG
Messenger RNA from Apaloderma vittatum (bar-tailed trogon), 821 nucleotides. It is a transcript of the gene FYTTD1, whose product is annotated as forty-two-three domain containing 1. The transcript has 8 exons. The record is from RefSeq and is a predicted model, not a curated record. NCBI's taxonomy places the organism in Eukaryota, Metazoa, Chordata, Aves, Trogoniformes, Trogonidae. The annotation marks the transcript as partial. Gene Ontology annotation, biological process: mRNA export from nucleus. Gene Ontology annotation, molecular function: mRNA binding.